AUUUUAAUUUAAAUAACUUUCAAGUGGUUGUGAUUAAUAUGGCUUACUAUUAAAACAGAAAAUAGUAGCCCCACCAAAUUUAAAAGGUUCAUUCAAACCACAGUUCAAACGGUGCUGAUCAGUUUAGUGUUUAGUCUUUCGAUAGAAUGAGAAUUGGUUAACGUGAUACGGUAUGUUUCGGUCUUUUAAUUAAUGAGUGAUUGUGCUUUUUGAUUUUGACAAGGAGUAAUAGUAUUAUUAGCCAUGUCGACGCUAUUUAGAAUUCAUGGAGAAUUUUGCACCAAUCACCCAUGGGAAGUUAUUGUAGCUACGUUCACAAUUAUAGCCUGUAUGUUAACAAUUGAAAGACAGAAUCCUGGAUUUCCAAUAAGGACGCAAAAACCCUGCUUAGAUUGUCAUCAUGGGAUUGAUGACAAUUCAGCUGAUAUUAUUGUGAUGACGAUUAUUAGAUGCCUUACUGUUCUCUACUUCUAUUAUCAGUUCAGGAAACUCUUGAGUUCGAAAUACGUACUUGGUAUUGCUGGUUUAUUUACUGUAUUUUCCAGCUUUGUCUUUACUUCAGCUGUAUUAAAUAUUCUCAGGAUAAAAACAAGCGAUCUAAAAGAUGCUCUGUUUUUCUUCCUUUUGUUAACUGAUCUACCUAAAGCAGCAACAUUAGCCAAGUUCGCUCUGAAUGCUAAAAACCAGAAUGAAAUGAAGAACAAUAUUGCUAAAGGGUUAUCGGUUUUAGGACCCACGAUAACGCUGGACGCUGUAGUUGAAACGCUUGUUAUUGGUGUAGGAACACUAUCAGGUGUACAAAGGUUAGAAAUGUUAUCCUGGUUUGCUUGCUUAUCGGUAUUAGUUAAUUACGUAGUGUUUAUGACAUUCUAUCCAGCAUGCUUGUCAUUAAUAUUAGAGUUAUCGAGAUGGACAAACUUCUACAAGGCUAGAGAGUCUUUGCUUAACAUAGCAUUUAAAGAGGAAGACCACAAGUCGAACCCGGUAGUUCAGCGAGUAAAACUAAUUAUGUCAGUCGGUCUCUUAUUGGUUCAUGCUCAGAGUCGUUGGUCAUUCGAAAAUAACGAUGUGCACAUUAUGAGGCCGCUUGUUCAACAAUCUCUCAAUCGCACCGAAGAACUAAUAAGUCCACAUGAGCUAUUUUUAAGGUGGUUGACGAAUAGUACUAAUUAUAUAGUAUUACUGGUUCCUUUAGUAAUACUUGUUAUAAAAGUAUUAUUUUUCCAAGAAAAAGUGGAAAGUGUUAAACAAAUAGAUAAGCCUAUGUCAAAGCCUAAAACACCAGAAGUUAAAUCAAUGCCGAUAUUCCGUUUUAAUGAUGAACCAUUAUUCGCGGACAAGCAAAUUCAAACGUCAAACACUGACCAAGUUGAAGGUGACUUCCCUCCAGAUGAACCCAUAUCCAACUUAUGCAGAAGUUUAGAAGACUGUUUAAAAGUUUACAAUAAUAUUGACUUGGGUGCUACAGCCCUUUCAGAUGACGAAGUACUGCUUCUGAUAAAGAACAAGCACAUUGCUGCAUAUCAAGUUGAAAAGGCAGUCGAUGAUCCUGAACGUGGAGUAGGAAUAAGAAGAAAAUUGUUAGAAAGGGAUCUUCUAGUAGAAUCGCCAGUUUUAAAGGAUUUGCCAUAUAAAAAUUAUGAUUAUUCAAAGGUCAUGGGAGCAUGUUGUGAAAACGUCAUUGGUUAUAUGCCAGUGCCAGUUGGAUACGCAGGCCCACUUCUUCUAGAUGGGAAAGAGUUUCAUAUUCCUAUGGCUACCACGGAGGGGUGUCUUGUAGCUAGCACCAAUAGGGGAUGUAGGGCUUUGAGGAUAAACGGAGUAAACAGUAGUGUAGUUGGAGAUGGCAUGACUAGAGGACCAGUUGUCAGAUUUCCUUCAAUUGUCAGAGCCAGCGAUGCAAUGAAAUGGAUGCAGGACAAAGAAAACUACGUAAAAAUCAAACAACAAUUUGACUCGAGCAGUAGAUUUGCUAGACUCCAAAGAAUGACAAUAAAAAUUGCUGGAAGAUAUCUAUUUGUAAGAUUUGUUGCAACUACAGGAGAUGCUAUGGGAAUGAACAUGAUAUCAAAGGGUACGGAAUUCUCUUUGAAAUAUGUGCAACAAGUAUUCACAGACAUGGAAAUUAUGAGUCUCAGUGGCAAUUUUUGUACUGAUAAGAAAUCAGCAGCCAUCAAUUGGAUUGAAGGUAGAGGUAAAUCAGUAGUGUGUGAGGCUGUUGUACCAGGUCAAAUAAUAACCGAUGUAUUAAAAACCAGCGUACAUGCUUUAAUAGAUGUUAAUAAUUCGAAAAAUCUGAUUGGUUCUGCAGUUGCAGGCAGUAUAGGCGGUUUCAAUGCACACGCUGCAAAUAUAGUUACUGCAAUAUUUAUAGCUACAGGGCAGGAUCCAGCUCAAAAUGUUAGUAGCAGUAAUUGUAUGACGUUGAUGGAAGCAUGGGGACCUUCUGGGGAAGAUUUGUAUAUAUCUUGUACCAUGCCUUCUAUUGAAAUUGGAACCAUUGGAGGAGGUACAAUACUGCCUGCCCAGGGAGCUUGUUUAGACAUAUUAGGAGUGAAGGGUGCCAAUUUGUCUGAACCCGGUGCUAAUGCUUGCCAACUGGCUAAAAUUGUAUGUGCCACUGUGUUAGCUGGUGAAUUGUCUUUAAUGUCAGCCUUAACAGCUGGACACUUAGUUAAAAGUCAUUUAAGGCAUAACAGAUCAACGACAUUACUAUUACAAGCUUUUGACAGAAGUAAAAACAUGUAUUUACCACCAUGCAAGGACAAUAUUUGAAAUUUAGAAUAAAGAUAAUUGGAAGGAAUAAAGAUGGACUAGAGAAAUGGGGUUUUAAUGUGCAAGAUGAUUGUAUAAAAUUAGAUUUAGUUUGGUUUACAAACUGAUAGUAAAGUCACGGCCAAAUUUAACUUUAUUUGACAUAGGCACUAAGUAAGAAAGUAUGAUCCAAUUAAUUAUUUUUAAAAUAUUUAUAAUAUGUAUGUUGAACAUGCAUAUAAUAGGAAGUAUAGUUUAAUAAUGCUUAGGAAAUAAAUGAUUUUGUGACGAAUUUUUAUAAUAAAGAAAAGUGAAAUAGAAAGUGGAUAAAGUAUUUUUAGAUUUAAAACACAAGGAUUAGAAUAAUGUUUCUGUUUCAUGGAUUUCUUUACAUGGUAUAUCCUAAGUGUACCAAUAAAAAAGAAUUUUGUCAAUAUUGUACCUUAUUUUCUGUAAUGUAAGCUUUUGUCUUAAAUACGUUCUUACAUGUAGUCAGGAGAAAUGAAAAUAAAAUAGA
Messenger RNA from Sitophilus oryzae (rice weevil), 3271 nucleotides. Its product is annotated as 3-hydroxy-3-methylglutaryl-coenzyme A reductase-like. Gene Ontology annotation, molecular function: protein binding; hydroxymethylglutaryl-CoA reductase (NADPH) activity; NADP binding. Bases 244 to 2775 code for a protein of 843 amino acids. Gene Ontology annotation, cellular component: peroxisomal membrane; endoplasmic reticulum membrane. The transcript has 15 exons. NCBI's taxonomy places the organism in Eukaryota, Metazoa, Arthropoda, Insecta, Coleoptera, Curculionidae. The record is from RefSeq and is a predicted model, not a curated record. Gene Ontology annotation, biological process: sterol biosynthetic process; coenzyme A metabolic process; isoprenoid biosynthetic process.